UUGAAAAAUCGUCUUUCCAGAUCGCUCAAACAAAACGCUGACGUAAUUCUGCUGUACGACGAUUGUGUUGUUUUUUCAUCAGACUUCGUAAAACUCAUAUAGUCCUAUAAAAUGGCUGGCGUUUCUUCGAUAUAUUCCCUAUCUGGAUGUCUUUCAAGAGUAACACCUUCACUGUGCCGUAAUAUUGCUGGGGUGUCCCAUCAAAAAUGGCUGUGUGCAGCAGCAUCCAUGAAGCAGCAUCAGUCCUCCGCAGAGCCCGGCAGCAGCAGCAGAGCUUCAGAGAAUGACUCUGCUACAGACACAUCAGCAGAACAAGCUCCUGAUCCUCAGGCUGAGCUCAAUAAACAAAUUGAGAUCCUUAGUUCAGAUGUUGCGAAUUAUAAGGACAAGUACCAACGGGCCCUGGCAGAGAGAGAGAAUGUGAGGACGCGACUAGAGAAACAAGUGUCUGAUGCUAAAUUGUAUGGCAUCCAGGGCUUCUGCAAAGACCUUUUAGAAGUAUCAGACGUGUUCCGGAAAGCCUUGGAGAGCGUUCCUGAAGAGGAGCUAAAGUCCAGCACCAACGGGCACCUGAAGACUCUCUACGACGGCCUCAGCAUGACGGAGACACAAAUGUUGACGGUGUUCAAGAGGCAUGGUCUGGUCCGCGUACCGCUGGAGCCCGGGCAGCCGUUCGACCCCUCCUGGCAAGAGGCGAUGUUCGAGGUGGCCAGCGACGGCAGUCACAAGGCCGGCUCAGUCGCGCAUGUUUUAAGACCGGGCUGGAAGCUACAUGACAGAUGCAUUAGAUCAGCACAAGUUGGAGUUAUCAAGGAAUACUGAAAUACUACAGUUAAAUAGUUCUCAAUACUUCUUGUUAUACAAUUUGACAUGUCACAGUAUCCAUGUUCCCUCACCCUGAAAUCACAAUUGUUAAAUUGAAGCAGUCGCCCACUGUUCCAUCAGAGCAAUGCCAGUAGAAGGAAGUGUCGGAUUAUUAUGUACUGCAGCUUUCUGAUGUUCACGUCGACUACCGUUCCUGUGUAGAUCGUUUCAUGGUUGGAGGCAUGAAUGGAUUUAAAACGAUCUAGUAAUUUUGUAUGCUAACUACGCUCUAAUGAUCAUCAAAUUAAUAGUGUAAAAAUACUUGUCAGUCUAUUAUUUUCGCUUUUGGGUAGAAAACAGAGUCGCCAUUUUUUGAUCUUUUUAUAUUUUACAUGAUGUUCACAAGUUUCAAAUUAUCGUAAACGAUAUAAACAAAAUAUCACAACAACUUCUCCGACUCGCUGAAUCGAAUUCGUGAUAGAAUUCCAACUGUACAUACACUUUAGUGCAAGUCUCAUGAAAAAUAAAUCAUCCCUUUACUCCCUAAAUCAAAGGAAGUAAUUAAAUAAUCCUCUGCAUUUUUAUUCUCAUGCACAAUGCUUAUAUUGUAAUUAACUUCUGCGAAAUUUAUGUCUCGUGUCUUACUUACUUACUUCUACGAAACAAAAUGUCUCGUGUCUUACGUAUCAGUAAACGGCACAACGUUUAUUCCAACUCGUUAUUUUGCUCUGUGAUGACACGAGUCUGUCAUUCAUUGAUGUAAACAAGCCAGCGCUUUCAUUUCGCGCCGCCUAUUCCGUGAAGUUCAAUAAGCGCAUCUGGUGCACUGCUAUUAACAAGACAGCGCUUUCAUUUCGCGCCGCCUAUUCCGUAAAGUUCAAUAAGCGCAUCUGGUGAAGGGUCGCGUCCUCUGAACUUUCUGAAGACUUCGGCCGGCGCCUCUCCUCCACCCAGGGACAGGAAUGUCGACCGGAACCUGCAAGAAGAAUAUUGUACAUAACUCGGCAAGAUUAGAUAUCUUGUGUGUAAUAAGAUUCACUCUUCGCAAGUUUCAUCUGACAACGUUCCCGACGUAUAUGAACUUUAUAUAAAAUUCUCCAAUUUACGAUCAUCAUACAAUCGCAUGAAAAUAGUAAUUUUCAACUGUAGUUCAGAGAACACGAUUGAAUAACAAAAAAAAGUAUUUUGUACUAGACAAUAGGCAUUAUUGUUUUUCUUUUUUAGAUGAAUUUUGUAAUGACACAAACUUGUUACAUAUAAAUAGACGUGGCUCAUUGUAAGCGCCAUCGCAUGCGCAUGUGGUGACAUAAGUUAUCAUGAAUGUUUCUCAACGAAUGGUGCAAUUCCAACAAUACUCAUCCGCAUGUUAAAUAUAACCAUUAGAGACCACUUAUACCAGAAUGUUUAAUUCAUUAUAGCGGUUAAUUGAAUACAACUGAUUUGUAAGCAUCUGGAUCAGAGUAUUUUACAGAAAACGGGCUGGC
Molecule: messenger RNA, 2288 nt
Organism: Hyalella azteca
Lineage: Eukaryota; Metazoa; Arthropoda; Malacostraca; Amphipoda; Hyalellidae
Gene: Roe1
Product: grpE protein homolog, mitochondrial
Exons: 5
Coding region: 112-822 (236 amino acids)
Biological process (GO): protein import into mitochondrial matrix; protein folding
Cellular component (GO): PAM complex, Tim23 associated import motor
Molecular function (GO): protein-folding chaperone binding; adenyl-nucleotide exchange factor activity; protein homodimerization activity
Source: RefSeq, a predicted model, not a curated record